Messenger RNA from Lacerta agilis (Sand lizard), 1408 nucleotides. It is a transcript of the gene UBXN1, whose product is annotated as UBX domain protein 1. The record is from RefSeq and is a predicted model, not a curated record. NCBI's taxonomy places the organism in Eukaryota, Metazoa, Chordata, Lepidosauria, Squamata, Lacertidae. Gene Ontology annotation, molecular function: protein binding. The transcript is spliced from 10 exons. Bases 166 to 1083 code for a protein of 305 amino acids.
GCCACGUGAGCCAAACAGCGGCCGCGCGACAGACCCGCCGCUUCCGGUGCGCUUUUGCUGCUGCCGCCGCCGCUGGUGCUGCCGCCUGGGAAGAGAGAGCGAGAGCGCCGGUCCCUCGGAGCGCAGAGUUUGCUGGCAGUGGUGGUGGCAGCCCAGCCCAGCAGAAUGGAGGCUACAGCUCUGGAGAGCCUCAUUGAGAUGGGCUUCCCCCAGAACAGAGCAGAGAAGGCCCUAGCGCUAACAGGGAACCAGGGCAUUGAAUCAGCAAUGGAUUGGCUCAUGGAGCACGAAAACGAUCCUGACCUGGACGAGCCAUACGUGCCCCCGCAAGGCCACGUUCUGAGCACAGAGGAGCCACCCGAGGGAAGGACGCCAGAGUCAGUGCAAAGUGGAUCAGAUCCCACGUUAGAGGAGCUGACGGAGGAAGAUAACCGACGCCCCCUGAGCGAAGAAGAGAAGCGGGAGCAGACAAAGAGGAUGAUGGAGCUGAUCACUCAGAAGCAGCGGGAGCGGGAGGAGCGAGAGAAGCGGGAGAGCAUUGAGCGGGAGAAGCAGCGCCGGAAGCAAGGCCAGGAGCUCUCCCUCAUCCGCCAGAAACUGCAGGAGGACGAGAUGAAGAAGCUGGCUGAGGAGAGGCGCAAGGAGAAGCUGGAGGAGAAGUUGGCCAAGCAGCGGGUGCGAGAGAAGAUAGAGCGAGACAAGGCUGAGAGAGCCAAGAAGUUUGGCGGCGGCUGCAGCAGCUCUUCGCAAGGCUCCACCCUGCCUGAGCAAUCGGCACCCACACCGGUUCCCUCGUCACCCAGCCAGGAACCCCCUGUCAAGCGAGAGUAUGAUCAAUGCAGGAUACAGGUGAGACUGCUGGACGGCACGUCGCUCACCCAGACGUUUCGAGCCAAAGAGCAGCUGGCCGCCGUCCGGCUCUACGUGGAGCUGAACCGCAAGGACAAUGGUGACGAGCCUUUCCACCUCCUCACCAGCUUCCCGCGGCGUGUCUUCACUGAGGAAGACAUGGAGAAGCCACUGCAGGAGCUGGGUUUGGUGCCUUCUGCUGUGUUGAUCGUAGCGAAGAAAGGCAACAGCUGAAGUGGCUCUCCUCCUCGCUCUCUCAGCCCCCGCCUUCCCUCGCUGCCGGAGGUGACUCUCACCUGACCCAUGUGCUCUGUCUCGGGGGGGGGGGGGAGUGCACAUCCCAGCCCCUCCUGGUUUUCCUAACCAACUCUGCCCACAGAGACUCCAAAGCACCACCAUGUUUUGGGGCUGGGAUUCCGAAUCAAUGACGGGGUUGGAUGAAAUGGAGAAAAGUGUUGGGCUUCCCCUCCUGUCGGGGAGGGAGGGGCAAGGUUGCAACUUGACUUCCUCUCUUCAUGCCACACACACACACCAUGAAUAAAACCUAUUCUCUUCUUUC